Zingiber officinale is the source of this 2774-nucleotide messenger RNA. Its product is annotated as mechanosensitive ion channel protein 10-like. Gene Ontology annotation, cellular component: plasma membrane. Gene Ontology annotation, molecular function: mechanosensitive monoatomic ion channel activity. The record is from RefSeq and is a predicted model, not a curated record. Bases 201 to 2468 code for a protein of 755 amino acids. Gene Ontology annotation, biological process: transmembrane transport; monoatomic anion transport; detection of mechanical stimulus. The transcript is spliced from 5 exons. Lineage: Eukaryota; Viridiplantae; Streptophyta; Magnoliopsida; Zingiberales; Zingiberaceae.
GGCAACCAUCUGUUUUCUCUCUGUCAUUGUCUCAGGUUAGCGUCGCUGCUUCCCACUCUGUUCAAUUUUAUCGAACACCUCGUACGACCCAUCAAAGAGCAAGCACUGAUCUUUCCGUUCCAAAAGAGAGAGAAAGAGGAUCAAGGAGUGAUUGCAAGUUGAUCUUUUGUCUAGGUUUUGAGUAAAGGUUCUGGCUUUCUAUGGAUUCACGGAAGGAGACAGUGGAGAAGAAGCAAGUGGAAGUGGUUUUGUUGAUCGCGGGAGAGGAGUCAGCGGAGGCUACAGAUUCUUCUGGGGGAGCCGCUAGAGAACCGAAGGUGGAGUCUUUUGACGAUUUCUCUAAGGAUCCGAGCGCUCGUACGCCCAAAUCCCCCCUUCGAGUUAGAAACCCUUCUUUUGAGAUCACGAAAUCUUCUCCAAGUCCCGGGAAGCCCCCUAGGCCUCCCCAAACCGAGGCCCUUAUCCGCCGUCGUUCCAUCUGCAAGCCCAAGUCACGACUCGUCGAGCAGCCUCCACCUCCUGUAUCCGGCCCAGCCGAUGCUCCCUGCCCGCUGCCCUUUGAGCGAGUGCCAGCCUCGCCGAAUCCCAAGCUCACGCCGAAGACCCCGUCGCAUGUUUGGGAUGAAGAGGAGGAAGAGGAUGAGGCAAUUUUCCAAAGACCGCAGUUUUCUGAUGGAGUGGCACCUCAAAGGAAGUGGAAAAUUAGGGUUUUGAUCGAGUGGUCGAUCCUCAUCCUCGCAAUGGGAUUCCUGGUAGCGAGCUUGACGGUUCGCAAGUUGGAAAACACUGAGAUUUACGGACUGCACAUAUGGGAAUGGUGCCUAAUGGUUAUAAUAAUCUUCUGUGGCAGGUUGAUGACAUAUUGGCUCAUGACCAUUGUCGUCUUCAUGAUCGAAAGGAACUUCCUUUUGAGAAAAAAAGUAUUGUACUUUGUGUAUGGAUUGAAAAAUAGCGUCCGGGUUUGCAUCUGGUUGGGUCUGGUUCUAAUCACUUGGAUUUUGUUAUUUAACCAUAGAAUUCCAAGAUCACCCAAGACCACAAAAGCUAAAGUCCUUAAAUACGUGACUCUUACGCUUGCUUCAUUGCUGACUGCGUCAGUGCUAUGGCUGGUGAAGACCCUUUUGGUGAAGAUCCUUGCUUCUUCCUUUCACAUGAACACUUUUUUUGAUAGAAUCCAGGAGUCCAUUUUUCACCAGUAUGUACUUCAAACGCUUUCUGGGCCACCACUAAUGGAGUUGGCAGAGAAGGUAGGGCGUGUUAAGAGUACCUCACAAUUGAGUUUUAGGAGCAGUGUAAAAGGAAAAGGAAAAGGAAAAGGCAAAGAAGGGGAGGAUCUAGGCGUGAUUGAUGUAGGAAAGCUUCAUAACAUGAGACAUGACAAAGUGUCAGCUUGGACAAUGACGGGAUUGAUCAAUGUAAUCAGUAGCUCGGGGCUUUCAACAAUUUCCAAUACUAUUGAGAAUUUUGAUGAGGAAGGAAGUGAGCUAAGAGAUCAGGAGAUAACCAAUGAAUGGGAUGCAAAAGCUGCAGCUUUUCAAAUUUUUAAAAAUGUUGCAAAGCCUGGCUACAAGUACAUCGAGGAGGAAGAUCUAUUGAGAUUUUUGAGCAAGGAGGAAGUGACUUAUGUGCUUCCAUUAUUUGAAGGAGCAGUAGAGACGCGGAAGAUUAAAAAGUCAGCAUUAAGGAACUGGGUGGUAAAGGCAUAUCUUGAUCGCAAAUCACUUGCUCUUUCUUUAAAUGACACAAAAACAGCAGUAAAACAGUUGCACAAGCUUGCAAGUGUUGUAGUCGCGAUUGUGAUCAUAAUUGUCACUCUUCUUUUGUUGGGAUUUGCAACCACAAAAGUCCUUGUGUUUAUCUCAUCUCAGCUGUUACUGGUAGUUUUUGUGUUUGGAAAUUCCUGCAAGACAGUCUUUGAAUCAAUCAUAUUUGUGUUCAUAAUGCAUCCUUUCGACGUUGGUGACCGCUGUGUUGUUGACGGCGUGCAGAUGGUUGUGGAAGAAAUGAAUAUACUGACAACUACAUUUCUGAGAUACGAUAAUGAGAAGAUAUUCUAUCCAAAUGCAGUGCUAUUGACCAAACCCAUCAGUAACUUUUACCGAAGCCCUGAUAUGAAUGACACCAUUGAGUUUGCAGUUGACGUUUCAACUUCAAUUGAAAGCAUUGGAGGGUUAAAGUUUAAACUAAAACUGUACAUUGAUAGCAAACCAAAUCAUUGGCAUCCUAAUCACAGCAUAGUGGUGAAGGACAUUGUGAACGUUAAUAAGAUGAACAUGGCUCUUAAUGUUCGCCACACGAUGAAUUUCCAAAACAUUGCGGAGAAGAACAAUCGGAGAUCUGAUCUUAUUCUUGAGCUGAAGAAAAUAUUCGAAGAAUUGGGCAUUCGAUAUCUGUUGCUGCCUCAGGAAGUUCAAGUUAGCUAUAUUGGUUCAACUUCACUGCCUGUAGCCAUUCGACAAGGCAUGUAAAAGCGAUAUACGAGAGAAUGAACUAUUUAGGAAUUAGGACUGAAAAUGGUGAAGAUACUUGCUCAGCAAAUCUGGAAGACACCUGCGUAAUCCAUUUCCUGCAUGUCUAAAGGUUCUUUGCUUGUUAGUGUGAUUGCGUUUGACUAAUUGCUGCUCGUUGGAGGUCUGGUGUUUUUUGCCUUUUGUUUUUGUUUUUUUUCUUAUUAUGGUGCUUAUUUAGGACGUUAAACACGAGGUGAGGUGAAGUGAUGUGACUAUUCUGUUGAUUUUCUAUUAAGUUGGGAAUUUCUGCAACAAUUUCAAAAA